Molecule: messenger RNA, 3057 nt
Organism: Parnassius apollo (apollo)
Lineage: Eukaryota; Metazoa; Arthropoda; Insecta; Lepidoptera; Papilionidae
Source: the annotation of a GenBank genome assembly
AUGUCAAGUACAAGAAUUCCUGUCCCCUCUUGUUCAAAAGGUCUUAAAUGUGCAGCAAGAAAACAUCGGUUUCCAGUUUCCCGUGUUGUUGGAUCUCAAGCUAGGCCCAACGCCGCAGUUAAACCUUCACCUAUAGUACAAGAACAUAAAAUGAACUCAUUUGUAAUAUCUCCUCUCAGAUCUGUGUUAUCUGACAAUACAAAUAUUGAAGAUAAAACAUGUACUAGUUGGUGGAAGAAGCUUGAGGAGAGCACGGGGGAUGUUAUGGAGGUUUUAGAAAGUAAACAAACAGACCAAGACGUAAAUGUAGAAAAUUAUAUUGAUGUUGACAUUUUAAGCCAGGAGAAAAAAUAUAUCACAGUCGAUUUGCUAGAAAGUAGUGAUGCUGAAUCAGUAAGCAGCAUUGUUAUACCCCAAAGAAAACUUUUUGCUCAAAAAGAUAGGCAUACUGUGAAAACUUUUGAACAAAUAAUGGACACUAGAGAAAGCCUGGCACAACAAUAUCGAAGCAAAAUUAAAAAUGAUAAAACUAUUAAUGUUCAUAAAAAAGAUUCAUUUAACAGUGGUGCAAAGGAACACAGUAAACCUGUAUUUCCUGCAAAAAUCGUAAAUCAGGGCCAGGCACAAAAACUCAUUGGAAACCGAACAGGCGCUAAACGCGCCUGCAAGAAUAUAUGUACUGAAUUUAUUAUAUCAGAAAGCGAAGAUGAAACUCCUAUUCUUAAACCAACAUUUGAUGUAUCUUCCAAAAUAAAAAAACACAAGCGACAAAAAAUUUCAGCACCACGUAAACUUCAAGAAUUUUCUCGAAGUUCUGAUUCAGAUGAAUUGGUAUCAUUUUCGGUAAAAGGACGCAACACUAGCAUAAGAAAAACUACAAGCAUCAUGAAACCCCAACCAAGUCUUGCAAAGGAACGCAGCAAGCCUGUAUUUCCUGCAAAAAUUGAAAAUCAGGGCCAGGCACGAAACCUCAUUCAGUCAGAAAGCGAAGACGAAAAUCCUAUUAUUAAACCAAAACUUUUUCCACCUUCCGAAAACAAUAAACACAAGCAACAAAAAAAUUCAACCCCACGUGAACUUCGAGAAACUACUUCUGAUAUAACUAAUAUGGAAAUCGAUGAAUGGAAACUUUUACCAUCAUCUACAAUGGUUGAUAACCAACUUGAUGAUAUUGAAGGAAACACUCCUGUAUUAAGAGUUAGAUUGAACAAGCUAGGAAAAGCUACAGAACCUAUAAACAAAUAUAGUAGUGAAAUCAGGACAGAACAAAGUGACAUUGAUGAAAUAGAAUAUAACCUAAAAAGGAACAAAAAUAAAUCUAAUUUUAAAAAAAGCCCUGAGAUUGUAAUUGAGGAUUUGAAACAAGAUAAAAUUUUAGAAGAAAUACAAAACGAUGAAGAUCAUGACAAUGACUUCAUUUUGAAAUACCAAAAUGAUGACCCUAAUUUAUACGAAGCUGACCUAAAACAUCAACAACGAAUUAAUAUGAAGAAAAAUACAAAAUUAUAUAAAAAUAAAUAUCAUCUAAAAGCUUCAGAUAGUUCGCAAAAACUUACUGGUUCAUUCCAAUUGAAGAAUAUUAAUGCUAAGUCAAAAAAACAAAUCAGUGGUAGUAAAAACGUUUCAAAAAAUAUUACACUAACUAAAAAUGUAACUAAUUAUUCUGUCAAACGAAAGAUAAAUGAUGAUGUCCAAAAUGAAGAAAAACUUGAGUAUAAUAAUAAACAAAAUACAGUUAAAUUUAAUUUAAAAAAUGAAAAUCAAAUUAUUACUAUACCACUAACAGGUGAAGAAAUAAAAAAGCAAUCAGCCACCCAUGAACUGGAUAAUAUCGAAAAAGAAAUUACUACCUCCGAGAAAAGACUAGUGGUUAAAGAUGAAAUAGAUUUAUCCAAAAACGUAGUUGUACAAAAACAAAAUAGAAGUAAUGACAAUAAUAGUAGCAACAAUUAUUCUUUUGAAUCCCCAGAAUACGCUCUACAUCAUUUACCAAAUAAAAUGGCAUCAUUUUCGCCAAAAAGACGCAAUACUAGCAUAAAAAAAACUAAAAGUGUCAUUAAACCUGAAAUCAACAUCAAACCAAAUCUUGAGCCACUAACAGAAAGUACAGGAAGUUUCGAUGAGGGAUCCAAAAAUCCAAGUGUAGAAAGAUCAGAUUGGGAAAAGUCAGCGAAGAGACGAGCCUAUGGGCACGAUAUGACUUUUAAAUCUCCUCAACCUUGCUGUUCUAAAUUUCAUGAAAACAUGGAUGUGUACAUAUAUGAAGAUGACGAUAACGGUGAAAUAAAUGUCAUUAAAGAAAUCAAUGAAGAUAUUCCACAACAGUCAUCCGAUAUGCCCAAUGACACCACUGAUGAAUCGGAUGAUCCGAUAUGCCCAAUGACACAAGCACGACCGACUAAUAAAAUAUCUACAAUGAGGCGACAAGCUGAUUUGGUAAAGUUUUUCCAGAAGAUGAAAGAAAAAAAUAUGAAGGAGAGACGCCGCAUAGAAGAAGAAGUGAGGAAUUCCCUUAAGGCAAACAAAAAAGAAUCCUGGGAUAGUUUCCGAAUGCUGGCCAGCCCAAAUCUAGCUCUGCGUCGGACCAAUAUGAAAACUGGACAAACAAAAUCAAAAGUUAAACGAAUUAAAUCUACCUUAAUUCCAAUUGAAAAUCUGUCCGCAGAGGUAUUGGAAGACAUAAAGUACAAACCACCUCCGAGAUAUAAACCGCGUGACGCCUCUUGGGUUACAAAGAGGCUAUAUAAAUUUCUGGAGGCUAAAUUGGAGCCCAAAUACGACUAUAUGGCCCGCGUUCGAGCUGAAAAACUGGUGAAGACAAUUUACGAUUUCUCCAAAUACAUUCGUCAUCACAAAGUAGCGCCUAUAGAUGCCGUAAAUCUUUUGAAAUUGGAGAUGGCUAAGUUGAAAAUAGUGAAAACUCACUUCGAGUUCGACCAGUUCUUCUUAGAAUACAUGCCAAAAGAGAUCCGCAUAAAGGUUGUACCUGACACGGCGAAUCAAAUUCCGCUUCCUGAGCAUGGUCCCUUCUCAGACAUCAUUCGAGAAAAUGAGUGA